Trichosurus vulpecula (common brushtail) is the source of this 2236-nucleotide messenger RNA. It is a transcript of the gene FLAD1, whose product is annotated as flavin adenine dinucleotide synthetase 1. The record is from RefSeq and is a predicted model, not a curated record. Gene Ontology annotation, biological process: FAD biosynthetic process. Gene Ontology annotation, molecular function: FMN adenylyltransferase activity. Bases 668 to 2122 code for a protein of 484 amino acids. Lineage: Eukaryota; Metazoa; Chordata; Mammalia; Diprotodontia; Phalangeridae. The transcript is spliced from 8 exons.
GGCCACGUGCUCUCCACCAACAACAAGCCGGUGCGUCCCGGCCUCCACUCCGGGACCGGCGAGGGACACCCAGCGGUCCCAGUGAAGCCCGAGGGGGCUGGGCGGGGCGGUGAAAGCCCCGGCCAAUAGGGGUACAGCGCCUGUGGAGCCGAGGAGAAACGCCGGAUGGGGAAACGGAGGCCCGAGGUCCAGAGAGUCCAGUGAUUUAUCCAAGGUCACACAGUAAGUAGCAGAGCUGGGAUUCGAACCCCAAUUAUUAGACUUGAGUCCAGCGCUGUUCUUUACUCCCCCAAGCGCCCCCAUCAGUUGGCUAACAGGAGAGUCUCCCGCAGCACAGUGUGCAGUCUGCCACUGAACAGUCACCUCCCCCUCUGAGCCUCAGUUUACACUUCUGCCAAAUAAUGGAGUUGUAUUAGACCAUUCUCUAAAGUCAUCUCCAGUGCAGAUGUUCUAUGAUUCUCCAACCCCCAACCUAAGGGGCCACAGUUUUCCUUUUAGUUUCCUCCAGGCUCCCUCCAUUCUAGUCUUGUCUACCAUCAGGCUGAUAUCUCACUUGAGCCAUAGCUCCUGAUUUUCUGUAGAACUGGCGGGACCCUCAUGUUUCCGAGCACUGUCCCGGGGCCUGGGUGGCUUCUGGAGGGUACUGCAAGAUCGAAGAAACUGGACCAUGGCCACCCCCAGGAAAAAUGUGACUGCUGGCAUCAUCAUCAUCGGAGAUGAAAUCCUCAAGGGCUACACUCAGGACACCAACACCUAUUUUCUGUGCCGGACCCUUCGUUCCAUGGGUGUCCGGGUGUCCCGGAUCUCUGUGGUACCAGAUGAAGUUGUGGCCAUUGCAGAAGAGGUAGCUUCCUUCUCCACCCGAUUCACCCAUGUCCUCACCUCUGGUGGCAUUGGACCCACUCAUGAUGAUAUCACCUUUGAGGCUGUAGCCCAGGCUUUUGGAGACAAACUCCAGCCCCACCCAGAGUUGGAAAAAGCUGUGAGAGCCCUGGGGGGCACUGGGCAAGAGAAGCUGGUUCAGGUGCCCUCCACUGCCCGUCUCCACUAUGGUACUGACCCUAAGACUGGAGUCCCCUUCCGAUUCCCCUUGGUUUCUGUCCGGAAUGUCUACCUCUUCCCAGGCAUUCCAGAACUGCAGCAGCGGGUGCUUGGGGGGCUAUCAGAUCUAUUCCGGAAUGAAGGAAUGCAAUUCCACCUUCGUGAGUUAUACCUGACAGUGGAAGAAUCGUCAGUUGCUUCCAUCCUCACAGAAGCACAGGCCCACUUUGGACGCCGACUUGGCAUUGGCUCCUAUCCAGAGUGGAGCAGCAAUUACUACCGGGUUAAGCUGACCCUGGACUCAGACGAGGAGGCAGCAGUAGAGGAAGCGAAGGCCUACCUGGCUGCUCACCUACCCCCUGGAGCCCUGGUGCCAUUUGUACCCAAUGCAGUGGAGCAGGCUGGGGAGGCUGUGUACAAGCUAGCCCAGUCAGGGACUUCCCUGGGGAAGAAGGUAGCAGGGGCCCUGAAGAUAAUGGAGGAAGCCCUGUCAAGGUACAGCCUGACCCAGCUCUGUGUGGGCUUCAACGGAGGAAAGGACUGCACUGCCCUACUACACCUCUUCCACGCUGCUGUACAGAGGAAAUUCCCAGAGCCCAAGGUCCCGCUGAAGAUUCUCUACAUCCGUAGCAUCUCCCCCUUCCCGGAGCUGGAGCAGUUUCUGAAGGAGACAGCCAAGAGGUAUAAGCUGCAAGUCUUACAGGCCGAGGGUGACAUGAAGCAGGCAUUGAGUGACCUUAGGGCACAGAACCCCCAGCUGGAGGCUGUGUUGAUGGGCACAAGGAGAACGGAUCCUUCAUCCCGAAGCCUCAGUCCCCUCAGUCCCACUGACCCAGACUGGCCCCAGUAUAUGCGCAUCAACCCACUACUGGACUGGACGUACAGAGACAUCUGGGAUUUCCUUCGUCAGCUGUUUGUUCCUUACUGCAUCCUUUACGACUGGGGCUACACGUCCCUUGGCAGCCGGGAGAAUACAAAGAAGAAUGUGGCUUUGAAGUACCCAGGCCCUGGAGGAUGCCCUGCCUAUCUACCAGCCUAUCAGUUGGAGAAUGAAGAUGAGGAACGAAAUUCACGAACCUGACUGUGGACUUGCUGUUAGACUAGGGGAUUUUGUCCCCCAUCUGCUGCUCUGCUGUCCCCCAGUCCCAGCAGCCCUGCCAUCAGUGCUGACCAAUAAAUGGUGCCUGCUACUGUG